AUGUGCAAGAACAGCUGCUACCCGAUUCUCACGCUUCCAUCACUCCACUUCAUCACAGGCGGCCAAUCAGAGGUUCCAGGCCCCGAAUAUGUAGAGUCAAAGGUUCCAGGCCCCGAAUAUGUAGAGUCAAAGGUUCCAGGCCCCGAAUAUGUAGAGUCAAAGGUUCCAGGCCCCGAAUAUGUAGAGUCAAAGGUUCCAGGCCCCGAAUAUGUAGAGUCAAAGGUUCCAGGCCCCGAAUAUGUAGAGUCAAAGGUUCCAGGCCCCGAAUAUGUAGAGUCAAAGGUUCCAGGCCCCGAAUAUGUAGAGUCAAAGGUUCCAGGCCCCGAAUAUGUAGAGUCAAAGGUUCCAGGCCCCGAUGAUGUAGAGUCAAAGGUUCCAGGCCCCGAUGAUGUAGAGUCAAAGGUUCCAGGCCCCGAAUAUGUAGAGUCAAAGGUUCCAGGCCCCGAUGAUGUAGAGUCAAAGGUUCCAGGCCCCGAUGAUGUAGAGUCAAAGGUUCCAGGCCCCGAUGAUGUAGAGUCAAAGGUUCCAGGCCCCGAUGAUGUAGAGUCAAAGGUUCCAGGCCCCGAUGAUGUAGAGUCAAAGGUUCCAGGCCCCGAAUAUGUAGAGUCAAAGGUUCCAGGCCCCGAAUAUGUAGAGUCAAAGGUUCCAGGCCCCGAUGAUGUAGAGUCAAAGGUUCCAGGCCCCGAUGAUGUAGAGUCAAAGGUUCCAGGCCCCGAAUAUGUAGAGUCAAAGGUUCCAGGCCCCGAUGAUGUAGAGUCAAAGGUUCCAGGCCCCGAAUAUGUAGAGUCAAAGGUUCCAGGCCCCGAGGAUGUAGAGUCAAAGGUUCCAGGCCCCGAUGAUGUAGAGUCAAAGGUUCCAGGCCCCGAUGAUGUAGAGUCAGAGUUUCCAGGCCCCGAGGAUGUAGAGUCAGAGGUUCCAGAUGCAAAGAUGUAGAGUGAUAGGUUCUAGGGAGCGUAGGUGUAGAGUGAGAGGUUCUAGGGAGCGUAGGUGUAGAGUGAGAGGUUCUAGGGAGCGUAGGUGUAGAGUGAGAGGUUCUAGGGAGCGUAGGUGUAGAGUGAGCGGUUCUAGGGAGCGUAGGUGUAGAGUGAGAGGUUCUAGGGAGCGUAGGUGUAGAGUGAGAGGUUCUAGGGAGCGUAGGUGUAGAGUGAGAGGUUCUAGGGAGCGUAGGUGUAGAGUGAGAGGUUCUAGGGAGCGUAGGUGUAGAGUGAGAGGUUCUAGGGAGCGUAGGUGUAGAG
Eriocheir sinensis (Chinese mitten crab) is the source of this 1235-nucleotide messenger RNA. RefSeq names its product tetra-peptide repeat homeobox protein 1-like. The transcript is spliced from 6 exons. Lineage: Eukaryota; Metazoa; Arthropoda; Malacostraca; Decapoda; Varunidae. The coding region runs from base 1 to 933 and encodes 310 amino acids. The record is from RefSeq and is a predicted model, not a curated record.